This is a messenger RNA of Rhodamnia argentea, 2416 nucleotides long. Its product is annotated as MACPF domain-containing protein NSL1. NCBI's taxonomy places the organism in Eukaryota, Viridiplantae, Streptophyta, Magnoliopsida, Myrtales, Myrtaceae. Gene Ontology annotation, biological process: plant-type hypersensitive response; regulation of salicylic acid mediated signaling pathway. The coding region runs from base 447 to 2276 and encodes 609 amino acids. The transcript has 7 exons. The record is from RefSeq and is a predicted model, not a curated record. Gene Ontology annotation, cellular component: plasma membrane.
ACACUGAUAAGCCUUCAUCUUGGUUGAACAGUGUGUGGAAAUGUCAAAGCCCCGCAACGAGUCUGGGUCGUUCGAAUCGCGUUAGACGGAUGGAGAAAUCCCCAGGAAAUUAUGAGUUGGAGUAUGAACGACUCUGCUCAGACAGCUCCUUCAGAUCUUUGAACUUUGAAAAGGGAGCAUCUUUUUCGUUUUCCGUAUCUGGGUUUUCCUGGGGAACUUUGAAAAGGUCGAGGUGAGUUGAAUUGAAUCUCUCUCACGGGCGUAGCAUAAAAGAAACGCUACGAAGACUCUUGCUCAAAUUCUAUCUCUCUCUCUCUCUCUCUCUUUGUGGAAUUUUGAGUCAAAACCCAGAAACACUUCAUUGGGAAGCCAUUCAAAAGAAAGUGCCAAAUGAUGCGAAGCUGAAGCGAAGAAAAGAAAGGAAGCAUCUUUCUUUUUUUGUUCUGAUGCCUCAGAUGAUGGACCCGCAGUCGGCCGCGGAGCAGGCGGUGUCGGUGAUCGGGUUCGGGUACGACCUCGCGUUCGACGUCCGGUUGAAUUACUGCAAAUCGGGUCGUUCGGGGUCGAGAUUGAUCGAGCUCGAGGCGAGAGAGGUCAGAGACCUCGUGGUCCCUGGUGGGGUGGUCGUCAACGACGUGCCCACCUGCAUCAAGUGCGAUAAGGGCGAGCGCACAAGGUUUCGGUCCGACGUGCUCUCGUUUAAUAAGAUGUCGGAGCAUUUUAAUCAGGAGCUUUCUUUAUCUGGUAAAAUACCUUCAGGCAUAUUCAAUGCCAUGUUCGACUUUAAGGGCUGCUGGCAGAAGGAUGCGUCAGCUGUAAAAAGCCUUGCUUUGGAUGGUUGGUUCAUGACCCUCUAUAGCAUCGAGUUGGAGAGAUCUCAGAUGACACUUUCUAAGCAAGUCAAAAAAGAAGUGCCCAAUUCGUGGGACCCCGUCGCCCUUGCCGGGUUUAUUGAGAAAUACGGUACUCAUAUUGUGAUCGGGGUAAAGAUGGGAGGUAAAGAUGUAGUUCACCUGAAGCAGUUGCAGAACUCACAUCUUGAGCCCACUGACAUUCAGAACUACCUGAAGCAAUUAGCUGAUCAGAGAUUUUCUGAAGAUACUACUGGAACUUUGUUACCAGAUCCUGCUCAAUUAUCAGCGAAAUUGAAGGGUGAAGACCUCAUACCUGGGAAUUUACAUCAAUUAUAUGUUAGGUCGCCUAUUGUUACUCCUUCAAAAAACAAAGACGUUGUGAGUAUAUGCGUCAGGAAGGGCGGAAUUGAUUUGGGUCAAAGUCAUAACCAGUGGCUCUCGACAAUAUCUCAGUCUCCCAAUGUUAUAUCAAUGUGCUUCGUGCCUGUAACUUCGCUGCUGACUGGCGUACGAGGAAAUGGAUUUCUAGGCCACGCGGUCAAUCUGUACCUCCGAUACAAGCCGCCCAUAGAGGAGCUCCAUCAAUUUCUAGAGUUCCAGUUGCCUCGGCAAUGGGCCCCUGUAUAUGCUGAUCUUCCCCUUGGACCGAGAAGGAGAAAGCACCUAUCUCCAUCACUUCAGUUCACUUUUAUGGGUCCUAAACUCUAUGUUAACACCUUUCAGGUGGACACUGGAAACCGACCAGUGACAGGUAUUCGCCUGUACCUGGAGGGGAAGAAAAGCGACCAUCUAGCCAUCCAUCUCCAACACCUGACGAAUCUCCCCAACACCCUUGAGAUCUCGGACGACCACACUUAUGAGCCCACCCGUAGUCCAGAUGAACGAGCCUUCUUUGAACCUGUCAAGUGGAGCAUCUUCUCGCAUGUGUGCACAGCUCCUGUGCAAUACAAUGGCUCGCUGAUCGAUGAUUCGGCCUCUAUCGUGACAAAGGCCAGGUUUGAAGUUAGGGUCUUAGGCAUGAAGAAGGUUCUGUUCCUAAGGUUAGGAUUCUCUAUGGUGGCAUCUGCAAAGAUCCGGAGAUCUGAAUGGGAUGGACCGUCGAGUCUAUCUCGUAAAUCUGGAGUAGUUUCGUCAUUCAUCAGCACGAGGUUCAGCGCGGGACUGAAUCCAAUCCCACCAGAGAGGCCAGUGAAGGUGGAUUUGAACUCAGCGGUUUAUCCUGGGGGCCCGCCAUUGCCGUUGAAGAUGCCGAGAAUGACGAAUUUUGUCGACACGAAAGAAAUGGUGAGGGGCCCGGAAGACCCUCCUGGGUAUUGGGUGGUGACCGGAGCCAAGCUGUCUAUAGAAGGUGGGAGGAUUUCGGUCAAGGCCAAGUAUUCUUUGUUGACGAUAAUGUCAGAAGAGUCUGUGAUGCUAAUGUGAUUAAACUGAGUAAGCAGAUACGAUUCUUUUUAUACCCAUUGUAAAUUUGUUCAAUGUACGUCUUAGAUAAGAUGUGCUGCAAGAGAAGCGGUCCGGCAUCAAGUCAAUUUUUAGUGCAAUCAUAUUUAUCUUGUUUCGAG